GCACGCGGUGGACGUGAACAAGCGCCUGACGUGCUGCGUGUACCCCAGCAUCAAGUGGCCUCACGCCAUCAACGCCCUCAUCAAGAAGAUGCUGGACUCUGUUCUGUUCUCGCUUGACAAGCACUUCAUUGUGAAUGAUAGAUGGCUGGUUGCGUUGUUAAACCUCAUCUGGGAAGGAAUUAUUUGGAGAUCCGACUACAGGGCCAUAUUCAUAUCAAACAACGGGAUUUACAAACUUUUAGACUUGAUUUCUAUGACAAGGGCUCCAGUCCAGUGCAUCGCGUUGGCGAUGGUAUGCGACGUAGCAUGCGCGGGCGACGCGGUCGGCCAGCUCGUGUCUUGGCGAGCCACCAUGGGCGCUAGUCAUGCCAAUCCGAUGACGGUAAAGCGAGGGGCGACGAUCGCUACCCUGCUGGCUGCCAUAUUUAGAGACGAAUGCCACCGGACCGGUGUCCGUCUAAAUGAAAAUGGAAUAAUACAAGAUCUGGACUAUCCAUUGAUGUCAGCAGACGUGAAGAGUGCAAUGUUCGGGCCCGACUUCAAACAUGGCAAGAGCAAACGAACCGUAAUGUGCUAUGCAGCUGCUGACUUGGCCGGUUCACGCUUGUCUAAGACAUUUGCGCUAUUACACAUGCUGUCAGUGGAUUUAGAUUACAUAGUUUCAUUGGCGGACGAAGCUUAUAAUAUGUACAAAAAUAUCAAACUGGCGCCAGAAGACGAGGCAGUGCUAACGUUAUGCUCCCACUACUUCACCGUAAAGCUCAACGAGGUAUGGCAGGAGACUCAGAUCCAAUGCCCGAACUUGCUGCCUCAAGACCAUGACGUUCUGGCUGAGUUUCUUCACAUUGGGAAAGGUUGGGCAAAGGAAAUUAAACUCCAACAGGAAGAUUUAAUAGAAAAAGAUAGAAAGAAGGAGUUCGAAGAAGAGUGUUCGCUCUACGCGUUCCUAGCGCGCGUGCGCCUGAACAUAGCUUUAGACGCGCUUCGCGAAGUGCGGUGCGUUGCGCGCUCAGCGGAUCGCUCGCGAAUGACGCACGCGCUGAUCCACGACGCGGUUCUGGCGCACCACCGCCGCUCCGUCUUCUCUAGAAGGCUGGACGCGCCCGUCUUGAGGACUUACGGGCCGUCUUUGGAUGACCAGAACAUAACAGGGCAGUACGUUAAAGUUUACAGCAUACUGCCAAAAGACAAGCCCAAGCCAAGGGAGGACAAUAUGUCAUCGACGUCAUAAUUUUCUUCUUAUUUAAUAGCAUACUUAAUAUUGUAAUAAUAAAACAUUUAAUUUCUUUA
Molecule: messenger RNA, 1290 nt
Organism: Ostrinia nubilalis (European corn borer)
Lineage: Eukaryota; Metazoa; Arthropoda; Insecta; Lepidoptera; Crambidae
Exons: 10
Coding region: 89-1231 (380 amino acids)
Biological process (GO): positive regulation of flagellated sperm motility
Cellular component (GO): sperm midpiece; non-motile cilium
Source: RefSeq, a predicted model, not a curated record